AUGAUCGCUAGGAGAAAGGCCCUUCACAUGGCCGCGGCGGUAGCUCUUACUGCUUACAUUUUCUGCACGGUUCUUAUCAGAACUUUUGGAGAUAAAGCAUGGUCUGUCUCGCUCCCUAAACUCGACCUCUCUCGAAACUACAUGGCCGACAGUGUCUUUGAACACAUCCAGAACAACACUCUUGGGUUUGAGCAUAUCUAUGCUAUCAGUAUGAAAGAGCGGACUGACAAGCGCGAUUUCCUGACACUAGCAGCCUCGGUAUCGGGGUUCAAGGUGGAAUGGCUCGAUGGAGUGCGACCGGAUGAACUACAUCCCAAAGCCAUGCCUGAUGAAGCACCUUACGGAAUGGACUGGGAUCUCCUCUGGAUUGGCGGAUGUGCCUCGGGCCCGAACGCCAACGAAACAAGCUUCUACGCUAUCCCAAUGGACCCCACAGUUCCGAGGGUCCACCACCGAGCCACCUGGGGCGGACCCACUAAAAAGUGGAAGGAACAAUAUCCAGAACUGGCCGAGGACUCGACGCGGUUUAUCUAUCGCGCUGACAUGGGCUGCUGCAUGUUCGGGUAUGCAGUUACGACCAAGGGUGCCAGGAAGAUUGUUUCCGCCCUUUCCGUCGAUCAUUUGAAUAAGCCAGUAGAUAAUGCCCUGAGUGAGUUGUGCGCGGGGGCUAACGGGCGUCACAAGAUUGAGUGCUGGGCCCCCUUUCCCAAUUUGAUUGGGACAUAUCGAAAGGCCGGAUCGGCUUCCCGGGAUUCAGAUAUCGAGAGCAACAAUGCGGCUGAAUUUCACGAAGAGCUAGCUUGGAAUAUGGUAUACAGUACCCGGCGUAAUAUCCAUCAAUUGGUCAGUGGUGGGGAAACCGUUUACUCACAAUGGAAGGAUGAAGAAGUGCCAUGGUCAAGGAAAGCGAUAAAGCACCGGGAGUUUGCUUAUCCUAGUGGAUAUCUUGUCAAAUAA
Penicillium digitatum Pd1 is the source of this 957-nucleotide messenger RNA. The record is from RefSeq and is a predicted model, not a curated record. NCBI's taxonomy places the organism in Eukaryota, Fungi, Ascomycota, Eurotiomycetes, Eurotiales, Aspergillaceae.